AUGGUCUUUCCAUCUCGACAGCCGCGAUGGUUGAGGCCAUUUAUUGAGGAGCCAGGAGUUGAUGACGAUGUUCAGCCGAAGAAGCAGAGUCCACCCUAUGUGGCGAUUCUUCUCUUCAUCNNCCUCGCAAUUACUGGCUUCAUCCUACAAACUAUCAUCAGAUUCCAGUCGCCAACUGUCUUGCUAGGCAUUGCUGCCUUUCACCUUAUACUGGUCAGACCGCGGACGGCUUCGGUAUUCUUGCUCGUAUUGUAUGCGGCUCUGUUUGUCUUGCAGGCGUCGAUAUUGGCCUCCNNCCCUCAAUGGGGGUUUGAUGGCUUCAACCUCAUCGCUGCUUUCAAAAUUAUCAACAUCUGCAUUUCAGUGAUCAGCAUCGCUGCUGUUGUAAAUUUGCCACUUCGAGAACCUUCUCUGGCACGCGAUGGUAUCAGUCAACCAUACACUACACCAACAUCAGAUCUCAGAUCUCCAGAAGAUGAUCUUACCCUCUGGCAAUGGAUGACUGUUUCAUGGAUGUCAUCUCUCAUAUCCGUUGGCAAGACAAGACAGUUGAAUGACGAUGAUGUUUGGUCUCUUGGUUACGAGUUUCAGCAUCGCCAGCUACAUGAUGCUUUUCGAGAACUUCACGGAACGGUUGUCCGACGCUUAUUUCGUGCAAACUGGCACGAUCUAGCUAUACUAACAGUACUAGCAAUUCUGGAACUGGUCGCCAAUUAUUCUGCACCGAUACUGUUGCAGCAGCUUCUUAAGGCCAUGAACAACUUGAAAUACGAAGUACAGCCAGCGAUCACGUUUGCACUCCUCAUCCUUGUUGUUAGAUUGGUUGCCGCGCAAAGUUCGGUCUUCAGUCUAUGGUUUGGUAGGCGUGCCUACGAACGGUCCAGAGGAGAGAUGAUCACGAUGCUCUUUGAGAAGACGCUCAACAGGAAGAUCGUUGCUACGAUCAAAGAUGACGAAGAAAAGAANAAUGGUCAAGACACGAGCGAGGAAACAGAUUCUGACAGUUCACCUAAUGGAAAUGGUGCAUGUGAAACGCAAGGACUAUUGAAUGGCCAUGACAGCAAACCGAAUGAAAAGCAGUCAUUCUUGUCUAAGGUCUUUCGGAAGACUUGGUCCGGUGUCCAUUUCAAACGUAGCAAGAAGACCGCUCCUGUUACCGAGGACAACGCUCCUGCCUCAAUGGGCAAAAUCCUCAACUUGAUGCGUGGCGAUGUUUAUGAGGUCGUGAAUGCUAUCUUUGCUCGCAUCCUCAUCCAGAAAGAGAGGCUUCGUCGUAAAGCUACAGACACCAAACUCCAGCAAGUUUCGGCAUAUGUUGAGGCGAUUCGACACCUCAGGUGGUAUGGCUGGCAUCCUGUCUGGCUCGAAAAGAUCCUGGAAGCCAGACAAGCCGAGCUUGAUCUAAAGAUUGUGACUUUCCUGUGGAACACUACCAUCAGAUUCGUCAACAUCUUGGGCAGUGGACUACUGCCAGUCGCCGCGUUCUAUGGUUUCACAGCUCUGGCUGGUCAUGAAUUGCGAAUCGAUAUCGCAUUUCCUGCUCUCCAGCUCUUCAACAUGCUACAAAGCGAUCUGAAGGAGAUCCCGGAUCUCAUCACGGUACUGCUCAACGCAUCAGUUGCUGUAGGUCGUAUUGAGGCUUUCAUGCAAGAACCCAACAAGACUGCAGAUGAUAACGCAGCCUCAAUAUCAGAUGGUGUUCUCGAACUCAAGAAUGCUACGUUCGCAUGGCCGGGACUUUCCAAGGAAGUCCUCCGCGAUCUUACACUUUCAUUCCCACCAGGACUCAACGUCGUGUUCGGUCAGGUCGCAGCAGGAAAAAGCGCCCUGCUCCAGGCUCUUCUUGGGGAGCUCGAUCUACAUCACGGCGAGCUCAUCAAGCCAGACGCACCCAUUGCUUACUGUGCCCAAACUCCUUGGUUGCAGAGCAUGAGCAUCCGCGAUAACAUCUUGUUUUCAUCCCCUUAUGAUGAUUCAAGGUACAAGCAGACUCUUGAAGCUUGUGCCCUGACUGCAGAUCUUGCUAAUUUCAAGCACGGAGACCUGUCGAAUAUUGGAGAGAACGGCAUUGGUCUAUCUGGUGGGCANAAAGCCAGAGUUGCUCUGGCUCGUGCAGUCUACAGUCGAGCUAAGAUCCUCCUUCUCGACGAUCCGUUGAGUGCGCUUGAUCAGCAGACUGCAGAGUCUAUAGUCGCCAAAUGUUUUGGAGGCGAGCUGACCAAAGGCCGCACGAUCGUUUUGGUCACUCAUCGUACAGAUCUGUGCAAGGGUAUGGCUGAACAGCUCAUCGAGAUCACCGAUGGCGCUGCAGAGACAUUCAAUGGAGAUUCGCUACAACUCAGUCCGACCACCUCUCGCACAGCUCAAACUCUUCAGGAUGCCAAGAUGGUCAAGAUCGACGAAGCACAAGAAUCUGCUGCAGUACCCGACAAGUUUGAGGAAGAAGAACAUCGAGAGCAUGGCGGAGUCAAGGCAGCAGUGUAUUGGCAAUACAUCAAAGCUGGACGCUUGAGAUGGUGGUCUCUUGUCGUUCUGUCAGCAAUCGUCUUCCGACUACUCAUGGAAUGGGGAGAGGCCUACGGAGAGACUGAGCAGGUUUAUAACUUGCAGAUUGUCCAUGCCGAGCCUCAUAUCACAUCCUCGAGUCCUAUUUCCCGUUUCUUCGAACGAUUCCCGGAUCCCGGCGUGAACGUUUAUCCUUGGCUAAUCGCCUUUCUUGUCUUGAUCAUUGCAGAGUGUGUUGGUUUCAUGAUCUCGCAGAUCUUCAUGCUUGUCAUUACCUACACUGCUGGCAAGGGCAUGUUCAAAGACAUCAUGACAAAGGUCAGCCAUACCACGUUUCACUACUACGACGUGGUGCCUAUCGGGCGUCUGAUGAACAGGCUCACAUCUGAUGUGGGUACCAUUGAUGGCAACAUCUCAAACCAAUUCCUGGUUGUAGCCUGGCAAGCAAUCGCUUGGGUGACAUCAAUAGCUGUGAUUGCAGGUGUUACGCCAUUGUUCCUUGUCUUUUCUUUUGCACUGACCCUAGCAUUCAUCUUGAUUUUCAUGCAGUUCUUGCCUACUAGUCAAAGCUUGAGACGUCUCGAGAUGGUGUCUUUGAGCCCGCUCAUGUCGAACUUUGGCGCUCUGCUGAACGGCCUGACGACGGUUCGAGCUUUCUGUGCUCAGUCUCAGUUCCAGGAUGGCGUGAUUGCUGUGACAGAUGCCUUCCAAGGCAUGGACCAUUUCUACUGGUUCGACAUUCUCUCGGCAGUGUCAACUUUCAUUAUGACUCUGCUGGCUAUCAACUCUGGCCUAUCACCGGGAUUGACCGCUUUUGUGCUGGCAUCUGCCAGUAGAUUCGUGGUGGCAACUCAUGCCUUGUGCAAACAAUACGGUCAGCUUCAGUUGAACUUUGUCUCGGUGGAACGUGUGGUUGAGCUGCUUCACCUUGAGCAAGAAGAUGCUGGCGAGAUUGAGCCACCUGCCUACUGGCCUUCUUACAACGAUGACAUCGUCUUCGAAGAUGUGACCAUCAGAUACGCGCCACACCUCGACCCUGCAUUGUCGGAUGUGUCCUUUACCCUCAAAGGAGGUUCGAACACUGCAGUCAUUGGUCGAACCGGAUCUGGCAAAAGCACACUCGCGUUAUCACUCCUUGCAACCAUGACACCGGAGUCAGGACGCAUCCUCAUCGGCGGCAUUGAUAUCGCAAAAGUCAACAAGCAAGCCCUACGCAACCGUAUCACCUUCCUCGCUCAAGAUCCAGUAUUGUUCCCAGGCUCGUUGCGACACAACCUCGAUCCUACAGAACAGCACACAGAUGAGGAGUGCGAGAUUGUGAUUGCGCGUGUCUGUGGCAGCUACAACUGGACCUUGCAGACCCAAAUCGACACUGGCGGCAAGAACCUCAGUCAAGGUCAGCGACAACUAGUCGGGUUAGCGCGCGCGGUGCUUAGAAGAAGUGCUAUUGUGAUUAUGGAUGAGGCAACGGCGAGUAUAGACAAAGACACUGCUUGGGAGAUUCAGAGAGUGUUGAGGGAGGAGAUGGAGCAGAGCACUGUGGUCACUAUUGCACAUCGACCUUCUGCUGUUCGUGGAGCGAAUUACUGUCUUGCAUUGGGCAAUGGCAGGAUUAUCGAGAAGGGGACACCGGAAGAGGUUGAUGUGGCGAACAGUACUGUGCCAGAUACCAUCUGA
Molecule: messenger RNA, 4182 nt
Organism: Aureobasidium musti
Lineage: Eukaryota; Fungi; Ascomycota; Dothideomycetes; Dothideales; Saccotheciaceae
Source: the annotation of a GenBank genome assembly